AUGGCGCAGGGGAGGGGACGAGGGUGGCUCGGGGGGCACGCACGCGGCGCGGGGCGGAGUGGAAGAGGGAGGGAAACGGGAAGACAAUGGAGAGGGAAGGACAGGGGAAGGGAAGGACGGGCCAGGGCUCAGGGCUCACCCGUAGGGGAGCGCAGUCCCCUCCGCAGUGCCCGGAGCUCGGCCCGUCCCGGCUGGGCGGGGACGCUCCUGUCCCUCAGCGCCCUCUGCUCCUCUCGCAGCGGCUACGACGGGCACAGCGACCUCCACGUGGGAAUCACCAAUUCCCAGGGUAUGGUGUACCACUACGACCAGGAGGGUGUGCACAGGUCUGCCAGUGGCUGGGAGCAGUGCAUCUGCAUCCCCCUGGUGCAGCCGGACAUGUGGGAGCUCCUGCAGCUCUGGGACAACCUCCUGGAGGAAUUCUCCUGGGAAGAGGCCUGGCUCCCUCACAGGUACGACGAGCAGCAGCACAACUGUUUCACCUUUGCCCUGGCCUUUGUGAACCGCGUGCGGCACGGCCGGGGCCGGGAGCCCCUGAGCAAAGCCCACUUCACAGAGAGCUUCCUGCUCCCCCACACCAGGGAGGCCUCCAGGUACCUCACCCUGCACCAGCAGCUGGCUCACACAGACGUCUACAUCGUGCCCUUGGCUGAGCAGGAGCAGGACAGCGUGGCUGCAAACCACAGCUUGCUGGAGUAGCAGUGGGGAAGGAAAGGCUGAGGCUCCACAGCUCAGGGUUCAGGGUUUAAUGUAGGUACAAACACCAUAACUUCAGCCUGCACCUCGGGGAGGGAUCAGGAUACUGAGCUUGUGCCUUCCAGUGAAGUAACACACACAGUGGGCACAUGGCACAGAAUUUCCAUGGGAACUAUGCAAAAAUGUUUUCUGAUUUAGCAUUCCCUGUGUGCUCUGUUCUGCAAAGACACUUCACCCCAGAAAUGAAAACUGCUGUGCAAUUCAGGGCUCUACAAAUGGACUGUGGGAACUUCAGCUGUAGCAAACCAAAAUGGCCUUUUCCUGUCACUUUUGUUUACUGAGUGAAGAAAAGGGAACGUGUCCCAAAUCCCUGUCUGACUGUUCAUCUCCUUUCCUUUAAUUAUUAAUAAAUAUAC
Messenger RNA from Ficedula albicollis (Collared flycatcher), 1112 nucleotides. RefSeq names its product MKRN2 opposite strand (gene MKRN2OS). The transcript has 4 exons. The record is from RefSeq and is a predicted model, not a curated record. Lineage: Eukaryota; Metazoa; Chordata; Aves; Passeriformes; Muscicapidae. The coding region runs from base 1 to 699 and encodes 232 amino acids.